Messenger RNA from Talaromyces atroroseus, 846 nucleotides. RefSeq lists its product as hypothetical. The record is from RefSeq and is a predicted model, not a curated record. Gene Ontology annotation, biological process: mycotoxin biosynthetic process. The coding region runs from base 1 to 846 and encodes 281 amino acids. The transcript has 6 exons. Lineage: Eukaryota; Fungi; Ascomycota; Eurotiomycetes; Eurotiales; Trichocomaceae.
AUGGCUCCCCUAUCCGACCUACACAAAGAAGAAUAUCUUCCACUACGAGAUGGAGGCGACUCAGACUCAUUGGAAGAUGCAAUUGGCCGUGACACCGAUAAUAUACUCCAACGGUCACAGCAGCGAGCCAUGAAGAACGCUCGCAUACUCAAAGUACUAACAGGCGCCAUUCUGGUCCUGAAUAUCUUGUUGUUAUUUGGGCUUUUCUUCGUGUUCAGCCAUCCCCAAGUGGUUAUGAGUGAUCAAAAAUGUGCUCGUCAGCUCUCUACUAUAGGCCCUGGACUCGACGCCGUGGAGUACCAAACAGUCACCUUCAAAGGCGCCCAGGAUGACGUUAAUCCAUACAAAGGACAUCCCAGCCCCGAGCUUGAUGCUGCCUGGGGUCAACUCACUGAAGUUCGCCAUGUCUCUAUUUCUCCGGAAAUUAUGGUCUCUAUAAACAAGUCAAACAACAAUGCCGUCCAAUUGCCUGACGGUAACUAUCUUGGUGCCACCGAAGUAUUCCACCAGCUGCAUUGCUUGAAUCUGAUACGGCAGCACUCGUAUAAAGAGUACUACGAUGUGGACGGACGACGACCCCCGGGUCUCACAGACAGUCCUGCCACGCUUCGACUGCACGUGGAUCACUGCAUCGACAUUCUCAGACAGAAUAUUAUGUGCACUGGGGACACCAGCGUUAUCACUCAUAACUGGGUGCAGGGAUAUCAAUUCCCAUAUCCGAAUUUCAACACGCAACACAAGUGCCGGAACUUCGACAAGAUCGUCGAGUGGGAGAAAGAGCACCAGAUCAUGGACCCUACUCGCCCUGCAGAUGCAAUCGUUCUGCAGACUCCUCCAACAUACUAA